Messenger RNA from Vigna umbellata (rice bean), 837 nucleotides. The record is from RefSeq and is a predicted model, not a curated record. Lineage: Eukaryota; Viridiplantae; Streptophyta; Magnoliopsida; Fabales; Fabaceae.
AUGAGCUUACCGUUAGAUGUUGUGCCCACCAUAGUUGUUUCUUUACCCAAAGCUGCUCAACUCUUCCUCAAGACCCAUGAUCUUAUCUAUGCCAGUAGACCACCUCUUGAAGUUGCAAAGUACAUCGCUUGGGAGCAGAAGAACUUAGCUUUUGCUCAAUAUGGUUCUUACUGGCGCAACACUUGUAAGAUGUGCAUGUUAGAAUUACUAAACCAAGCCAAAAUUAACUACUUUAGAUCCUUGAGGGAUGCAGAACUAGACCUGUUGGUGAAGCAUCUGAGAGAGGCAGCCAAGGAUGGAGCUGUGGUUGAUCUAAGUGCCAAAGUUGCAGCACUCAUUGCAGACACUGCUUGCAGAAUGAUUUUAGGGAAGAAGUACAUGGACCAGGACUUGGAUGAGAAGGGUUUCAAGGCCGUGAUGACAGAGAUAAUGUACUUGGCAGCAACUCCUAACAUAGGCGAUUACAUUCCUUACAUCGGUAAACUUGACCUUCAAGGGCUAAUCAAGCGAAUGAAGGCAAUGCGAAAAGUCUUCGAUGAAUUCAUUGACAAAAUAAUCGAUGAGCAUAUUGAAUCAAAGAAGGAGGAGAACAAGGUGAAGGACUUUGUCGACGUGAUGUUGGGAUUACUCGGUACUGAAGAAUCGGAGUACUGCGUUGAAAGACCCAUUAUCAAAGCCAUAUUGCUGGAUAUUUUAGCUGGUUCAAUAGAUACUUCUGCUACAACAAUAGAGUGGGCACUUUCGGAGCUGAUAAAGAAUCCAAGGGUGAUGAAGAAACUCCAAAUUGAACAUACUUAUAUUGUGUUGAUAUAUUUAGGUGGACUAAAGCUUCUUUGA